GUUGGAUUUGUUCUGCUCCUGGCGUGUGCUAAUGAACAUUUCUAUGGGGUUUGCAUGUGGAGAUGAUUUUGAUACGAAGGAAAGCAAAGCUCCAUUGACAGAUGAGCAAAGUACAGAGGCAAGACAGAGGAUUGGUAUGGAUUGGCACCAUCUUGGAGUUGAAGGCGACAAGGAAUUCUGGCCAGUAGAACACCCACUGAAGCCACCAGAUGAAGAUGGCCCCGUCAAAUGCCCCAUACCUGACUCCACUGUUAUCAAUGAUGGAGGAAUGAAUGAGAAAAGAUUUUCUGAAAACAUGUGGAAGAUAACAGAACAACCAAUAGUUGUAGAAGGACAAAGCAUGGUUGUCGCGGAUGCAGAGCCUCCUAUUCGAGCAGUGCGUAAAAGGCAUCACACUCUUACCCGUGGAGACCAUAUUAUAACCCCUUUAAUGAGAAUGCCACCUCUACCUCCCCUCCCAACCCAUAACAUUUCAAUCUUUCAAAUGCUCCAGCAGUUGGACAAGAUUGAGUCUUGAAAAAGUAUAACCAAUGAUUUGGUUCCCCCCAUCUUUUUUCAUUUAAGUUAUUCUCAACCCAUUAGGAAGCGAUGAGAAAAAAAACCUCUUUAUUAUAUAACCAGUGGUGUAGCUGCUUUAGAACAAGAGGAAUCCUAGAUGUAGCAAUGACUUUGUAACUCUACAGCUAUCUUCGAAUUGUAUUUUGUAUAUUAUCAGCAAAUCUUGUUGCAACUUAUAUCAUAAUAUGCCAAAAGUUUUUAUA
Corylus avellana is the source of this 761-nucleotide messenger RNA. RefSeq lists its product as uncharacterized. The record is from RefSeq and is a predicted model, not a curated record. NCBI's taxonomy places the organism in Eukaryota, Viridiplantae, Streptophyta, Magnoliopsida, Fagales, Betulaceae.